CUUUCUAUGUUUUUUUUUAGAUAUCUCCUGGCGAAGAAAACGCAGUUUUACCAAAGAUGCAACUACAGUAUUUCUCUGGUCAAUGCGACUUUGCAGAUUACAGUUGUGAGAAAGACGACCGAGGCUCUUGUCUAACGGAUGACAUUCUGCAAGAAAUAUUCGCACCUUAUUUUCCGGCUGUCGCCCCUGACGCCGACCAAUCAAUUUUGUCGGUGCUGCAAGCAGGCAGUAUAGAUAACAACAGUUUUAUUAAUGAACACAUGACCGAGCCAACUUUGAAGGACGCUCAACAAUCGAAUGGAUUGCAUGUAUUAGAAGCGCCAUAUACGACGGCCAUGUCAGCUACAAAUCACCUUCCGCUCUCCAACAUCCAUACAACAGAAGACUACGUGGGAAAUACAAACCCAGUUCAUUUUGAUUCCAUAGACAGCUUCGGUAGGAAUUACUUAAUGAAAACUUGGCAAUACAAACACCCGAAACAUUGGUCGAGAAGCGAAGUAUUAGAUUGGAUUUUUUGGUCAAUUGAAAAUGAGAACUUAGAUGCGAGUCGAAUGCGAGGUGAAGCAUUUCAGAACAUUGAUGGCGUUCAACUAUGUGAAAUGACUGUAGAGAAAUUUAUACAAAAGGAACCCGACUACGGUGCCAUUCUCUUUCAAAUUCUCAGCUCUCUCAUUCACAAACACAGUCAAUGCAACCAAUAUAAGACAUAUCAGCCACCACAUCAUUAUCAUCUACAACAGCAACAACAACAACAACAGCCGCAACAGCGACAGCAACAUCAGCAACAACACCAUCAUCAUCAUCACCAACAUCAGCAGCAGCAGCAACAGCAGCAGCAACAGUCACAGCAGCAGCAGCCACGACAACAACCAUAUGUACACGAGUCCUACCCACAACUGUUACUACAUAAUCAACCGCAACAGCAGCAACAACAACAACAACAAACACAGUUGCAACAACUACCACAUCAACAACAACUACAACGUCAGCACCAACAGUUAGACGAAUUCAUACCAAACCAUUCCAAUACGACGCUUAUUAGUUCUGAUAUGAACCCCUUCUCUUCGUCCCCGUCGUUGCCAUACUACUACCCAUCGUCUCAGUUGAAACAAAAGAAGCGCCCGGGAAGGCCAAAAAUGAACAAUCUUUUCAAUGACAAAAAUAUGAAGAGUGGAAACUGUAAAAAGCGAGUGAAGAAUCAGUUACUGUGGGAAUUCCUGUAUGAUGCACUGAAAAACCCUGGUUACAAUCCACGAUUCCUAAAAUGGGAAAACGAAGUGGAAGGAAUCUUUCGAUUUGUCCAAUCAGAAAUGAUGGCUAAUGUUUGGGGAGAACUGAAGAACAAUGAUAACAUGAACUACGAAAAACUCAGCAGAGCUAUGAGGCAUUACUAUCGCCGAGGGAUCUUGGAGAGAGUAGAAGGCAGGCGCUUGGUAUAUAAAUUCUCAAGAAACGCAAUAGAAAAAUUGAAAUUACGCUCAAAAUAGUUCCACACUGGAAGCAUUCGUCAAAACAUUAUACAGCCAUUUUCUUAAAAUUAGUUUAUCAUUUAAACUAUUGAAUGAUUAUUGCUGCUGACAAAAAAAAGAAUCUACAACAUUGCGCAAAUUUAAAUUCAUUUUCAUAAUUCAGCACUUAGUGUCUUCCAUAUAUGAUAACGCAACUCCUUAUUGAGGAGAUUGUAAUACAAAUAUAAAAUUUUAAAUAAACCAUUUACAAUAUUAUUCAAAUUUCAAUUAAUUUUCAGUCAUUUGUGUCUUCCAUAUACAACGCAAUCCUUUGUCAAAGGGAUUGAAAAAUAUGCAAAAUUUAAAAUAAUAUUAAUAAUAAGCAUUAAAAAAAACUGAAAUUAUCAUUAAUUUCCCAAGAGACGUUAAAUUACGUUUGAAUGUAUGAAUAUCGUCCAUGCGUGAAUACAUGAAUGGUUGAAUGGAUAUAUAAAUUAAAUAAAAUAGUGUUCAAUAUUUAAUGUUUUCAUAAAACUGAUUAAUAAAAAAAAA
Octopus sinensis (East Asian common octopus) is the source of this 2000-nucleotide messenger RNA. Its product is annotated as transcription factor ETV6-like. The record is from RefSeq and is a predicted model, not a curated record. Gene Ontology annotation, molecular function: DNA-binding transcription factor activity, RNA polymerase II-specific; sequence-specific DNA binding. Gene Ontology annotation, cellular component: nucleus. Bases 57 to 1487 code for a protein of 476 amino acids. The transcript is spliced from 5 exons. Gene Ontology annotation, biological process: regulation of transcription by RNA polymerase II; cell differentiation. NCBI's taxonomy places the organism in Eukaryota, Metazoa, Mollusca, Cephalopoda, Octopoda, Octopodidae.